Molecule: messenger RNA, 1163 nt
Organism: Macroventuria anomochaeta
Lineage: Eukaryota; Fungi; Ascomycota; Dothideomycetes; Pleosporales; Didymellaceae
Product: NAD(P)-binding protein
Exons: 3
Coding region: 198-1106 (302 amino acids)
Source: RefSeq, a predicted model, not a curated record
GACAUCACCUCGGGGGUUUUCGUCAUGUGCGUAAUGCUAGGAAUACCUCCAGGGCUUAAGCGAGCCCAUACAGUGGAGGCUGACGUGACGCUGCUUGAAGAGAGCUCAUAAACAGCUACCCCCCCUUAUACAGCUUGACCGUUUGGUUGUUUGUGCACCGAAUUCGCCUGGCACCUUCAACUGGACCCAGUCUCACGAUGUCUGCCUUCAUUCUACCGUCCGGACGUCCCAAGACCGUCAUUGUCACUGGCGGCGCAGGAGGCAUUGGUGCUCAGACCAUACGCACCUUUCACGCUCAUGGCUGCAAUGUGGUGAUAGCGGAUCUACCCUCCGCUAGAGGUGCCGCGGAAUCCCUCAUAGCCUCUCUGUCAGACCCAAGUCGAGCACUCUUCCACGAGACUGAUAUCACACACUGGGAAGCCAUGCGGGGUUUAUUCCGAAACACGAAAGAGAAGUUCAGCCAAGUUGAUAUUGUCAUCGCGAACGCAGGCUUGAUGGAAAGCAGAGGCUUCUUUGACUUCGAGGAAGACGACAACGGUGAAUUGAAAGAGCCAACGGAGGCUUACAAGAUCAUUGACGUCAACUUGAAGGGUUCUAUGAACACGCUCAGACUAGCGAUGCACGCAAUGCAGUCAAAUUCUCCAGAUGUUGAUGGAGCACGAGGCUCAGUGGUUCUUAUUGCUUCGGUAUCUGGAUACUUUGGCGGCACUGGUGUGGUCUCAUACAUCUCAUCCAAGCAUGGUAUUGUUGGUCUGGCUCGAUCAUCGCAGCGGAAAGCGGACGAGCUUGAUGUGAGGGUCAAUGUCAUUGCUCCAUUCUUCACCCCUACUUAUAUUACUACCGGCUACUCAGAGAAGUGGAGAAAGAGGGGAUUACCAGCAAAUACCGUGGAGGGUGUUGCUGAUGCUAUUGUAGCCACAAGCACGGAUCCCACGAGGAAAGGUCACAGCGUGAUGGUAGCAGGGAGUUUUGUGAAGGAGAUCGAAAUGGCGAAAGCGGCAUUGACGAAGGAAUGGCUGGGUGAAGAUAUUGCGGAUGUCAUGGCGAAGGGAGGUAAGUUCUUCGAUGAUAUGGGCGGCUAUACGCUGCCAAAUGCGCGUUCCUAGCCCGGCAUUGAGGAGAGAGAGAAAGAGAGGAAAAAAGUAAGGUGGUCGACUCUCACU